Messenger RNA from Entelurus aequoreus (snake pipefish), 3117 nucleotides. It is a transcript of the gene mtmr7b, whose product is annotated as myotubularin related protein 7b. The record is from RefSeq and is a predicted model, not a curated record. Bases 440 to 2392 code for a protein of 650 amino acids. The transcript is spliced from 14 exons. Gene Ontology annotation, biological process: dephosphorylation. Lineage: Eukaryota; Metazoa; Chordata; Actinopteri; Syngnathiformes; Syngnathidae. Gene Ontology annotation, molecular function: phosphatase activity.
UUUACAAUAUUGUGGAAUAAUAACACAUAUAGAUGUCAACUACACUGCAUGGAAAAAGUGUUGAGAAAUAAACAGCUUAUGAUUUAUUUAUAUUACACAUGCAUCCUCUUUAACGGGAACUUGCCCCCACCAAGAUGGCCGCCACGAAGGCACGUCGCUUUAGCAUGCCCUGUCUAGUCUAAUGUACAUCCACGGUGGUAGCAGCCUAGCGGAUUCACUUGUUAUCAUUGUAGCUGCGGCAGUGCUUGCUAGGCGAGGACUGCUCUCCUACUUCAGUACAGGCAAAUUAAAUAUAGAAACGAUAUUAUUAUCAGGAAAUAAUCCGAACAGCGGCCAUUGAGAAUACACCGCACUUGAUCAACGGCUGUAAAAAAAAAUAACAAUACGCGCUCGGCUAGCGUUCCUCUAUCAUCGCCACCAUUUUGGCUGCCAGUCAGUGAUGGAGCACAUCCGGACGCCAAAGGUGGAAAAUGUGCAUCUUUUGGAUCGUUCCCUGGGCCAGAGAAAGGCCAGAGUUGGGACACUCUACCUUUCUGCAACACACACCAUGUUUAUGGAGAAGCACCCAGAGGCAUCCAAGGAAAUCUGGGUAUUGCACAGCAUGGUGAGCAGUGUGGAGAGGUUGCCUACCACCCCAGCAGGUAGUCACCUUAUCCUGCAUUGCAAAGACUUCAGGAUCUUCCAGCUUCUUAUUCCGCAGGAGAAAGACUGUUUCGAUAUCCAUUCCUCAUUGUUGAGGUUGUCACGGCCAGAAAAGUACAGUGAGCUGUACUGUCUGUCCUCUAAUCCCAAUGUGAACAAGGAAGAAAGGGAAGAGUCAUGGAACUUCAUAGACCUCAUGGCUGACUACAAAAGAAUGGGUGUUCCUAAUAACCUGUGGGUUGCUACAGCAGCCAACAGCGAAUACAGGAUAUGUGAAACAUAUCCCUCGGAGCUGUUUGUUCCCAAGUCUGCCACACCCACAGUCAUUGUAGGCAGCGCAAGGUUCAGGAGCCGAGGACGAUUUCCCGCUCUGACAUACUUUCACCAAGACACUCUGGCGGCAGUGUGCAGGUGCAGUCAGCCUUUGUCAGGCUUUAGUGGACGCUGUCAGGAGGAUGAGAUGAUACUGCAAGCUGUGAUGAAAUCCAACCCCGGCAGUGACUACAUUUAUGUGGUAGACACAAGACCGAAGCUGAAUGCCAUGGCGAACAGAGCUGCUGGUAAAGGUUAUGAGAACGAGGACCACUACACCAACAUCAAGCUGCACUUCAUUGGCAUAGAAAACAUUCAUGUGAUGAGGAACAGCCAGCAGAAAAUUAUAGAUGUGACCGAGAUGCGAUCUCCAUCAAUGACUGACUUCCUUUGGGGUUUGGAAAACUCUGGUUGGCUAAAACACAUUAAAGCUGUUCUAGAUGCUGGAGUCUUCAUUGCCAAGGCAGUUGCUGAUGAAGGGGUCAGUGUGUUGGUCCACUGUUCAGAUGGUUGGGACCGGACAGCUCAGGCCUGCUCUGUAGCCAGUCUCCUUUUGGACCCGUUCUACCGCACCAUCAAAGGACUGAUGGUACUAAUAGAAAGAGACUGGAUUUCCUUUGGCCACAAGUUCUCUCACAGGUACGCCCACCUGGACGGCGAUCCUAAAGAGGUGUCCCCAGUCAUCGAUCAGUUCUUGGAGUGCGUGUGGCAGCUGUCGGAGCAGUUUCCAUGCGCCUUUGAAUUUAACGAGCGCUUCCUCAUCGCCAUACACACGCAUGUCUACUCCUGCCAGUAUGGCACUUUCCUGGGCAACUGUCAAAAGGAACGCAAGGAUAUGAGGCUUCAUAAACGGAGUCAUUCCGUGUGGCCCCAGCUGUGGCAGGACCGAGCGGACUUCACCAACUUACUGUAUAAGGCGGAGCUCAGUCAAUGUCAGGGUGUGCUGAGGCCCAACACCUCCCCCUACUGUUUCAAAAUGUGGAAGGGUCUCUACAACCACGUGGAGCGGUCGACGCCUCCUCGCCAGUCACCCGCCGACUUCCUGACUGCCGUGAGGGAGGAGUCCCAGCAGCUGGAGGAGGAACUGACCAAUCACCAGGAGAGGAUAGCUGCGCUGACAGGGAAGCCAAUCACGUGGGCGAAAGUCGAGGUUAAAAGGAGGAUCGCGCAGCCGAGACACCGCGGGCCGGACCCCCCCACGACGCACCAAGUCCCCGCACAGGAAGCAGUCAGUCAGAACGCUAAGACGAAGAACCCCUCUCUCUCUCCGCCCGCCCAGGUCAAGCACUUCAGCAGAGACCAUCGCCCCGUCUCUACGGACCCGGAAUCGGGCGCGGCGGUCCUGGCCGGGGACGAGUGCAAGGACCCAGAGACGGGGUUCACCACCGCCGGCGCCAAUUUCUUCAAACGCCAACAUUCAGAAAGAUUACAACAAUAGCGGAAAGAUGUUUCUCUUUGGGGAGAAAAAAAAUACUGUUUUUAUGAUUUGAAGUAUAUUUAAAACCUUGACAUGACUUACCCUCGCUAUUUGUCUGAAGGUGGGCUGGUCCUCGCUAAGACCAUCUGGGUCUCGUCGCUACCACUUGGAUUGUCUGUGGUGAGCAACUAAAACGUCCCUCUGGUGAUGAAGGCAAGGUGGGAGUUUGCCUGACUAUUUAAGAAAAUUGUGUGAUUUGCUGGAAGAAAUACAAUUUUGCUGUGGGGCAGGAAAAGUUGUGUAAGCCGCCUGAACUGAAAGUGAAAGUGAAAGUGAACGCUUACAUGAUUUACCGCUAAAAGAAAUCACUUGACUUGCUUACUUUACAGCAGGGGUGUCAAACUCAUUUUAGACCGGGGGCGCUCCAUCCAUCCAUUUUCUACCGCUUGUCCCUUUUGGGGUGGCGGGCGGUGCUGGAGCCUAUCUCAGCUGCAUUCGGGCGGAAGGCGGGGUACACCCUGGACAAGUCGCCACCUCAUCACAGGGCCAACACAGAUUGCAGCCAACUCGUUCCAGGACUGACUGUGGUAAACGCAUAUCCGCAAAGUAGGUUUAAUAUUAAUACAUUUUCAUAUUUUGAGCAUUUAAACUGUUUACGAGCUUCUAAAUUAUUACACAUUAGAACCCUCUCAACAUACAAACCCCGUUUCCAUAUGAGUUGGGAAAUUGUGUUAGAUGUAAAUAUA